Elgaria multicarinata webbii is the source of this 1677-nucleotide messenger RNA. RefSeq names its product digestive cysteine proteinase 2-like. The record is from RefSeq and is a predicted model, not a curated record. Lineage: Eukaryota; Metazoa; Chordata; Lepidosauria; Squamata; Anguidae. The transcript is spliced from 11 exons. Gene Ontology annotation, cellular component: lysosome. Gene Ontology annotation, biological process: immune response; positive regulation of peptidase activity; positive regulation of apoptotic signaling pathway. Gene Ontology annotation, molecular function: cysteine-type endopeptidase activity; cysteine-type endopeptidase activator activity involved in apoptotic process. The coding region runs from base 1 to 1677 and encodes 558 amino acids.
AUGGGCAACCUCCCCCAACCUGAUGUGGUGGACUACAACUCCAGCCUGCCCGACCUGGCACCUUCCAGAGUGGUGGAUUGUAGCUAUCUCCACACAAAUUUGCAGAUGCUUUCCAAGUUUGGGGAUGCCUAUCAUAUUACAGGGAUUCUAAAACUACCGUAUGCCGAAAUAGAAGAGCCCUUUGAAGCCUGGUUCAAUGAGACUGGAGGGAAAAGUCGUAUCCAGUAUUAUCACGGCCAGGUGAUCACUUACCAGUUCAGCUCCAUAAAGCCUUUUGGGGCCAGCUUCAAGGUCACUCCAGAAACCACAGAAAUGAAGGUCAACUUUAAGCAGUGCUUCCGGAUCAAUGGAACCGCUGAGAAUCCCAUUAAGCCUCAAAGUGUCUUUCCUAACUUCACUGACUUCCGGCCUGUACGGGCCGAAUACUACAACGGACGGCACUGCACAGUCCUGGAGAGCGUAUCUUAUUGGGGCAAGAAGAGGAACACCUACAGGCUGUGGAUAGCAGAUGCUUCCACCAAACUUACCCCAGUGCACUAUGAGAUGACAGGCUUCAACAACCUCCUGGGCUCCCACUACGACAAGUAUGAGAUCGACUACACCAGCUUUUCUCGCAGUUUCCCGUCCGACGUCUUUGACCUCCCUCAUGAUGUAAAGUGUACACAUUGGCCCAGUGUAGGACCAGAGCACAGGAUCUUGGCCAACCCCAUGCAGGAAUUUGUUGGAGGAGCUGGCGAAGUUAGCAGGAACCACGAACAUUUGUUCCAUCACUACAAGGAGAAGUUUGGAAAGAGCUACAAGACUGAGGAGGAUAUGGAGCAUAGGAAAAGCCACUUCAUCCACAACGUGAGAUACGUCCACUCCAAGAACCGGGCCAACCUCUCCUACAAGCUGGCUGUGAAUCACCUGGCUGAUCAUACUCCAGAAGAGAUGGCAGUGCUGCGGGGGAGGCUAAAGACUGGGGAACCCAACAACGGGUUGUCCUUCCCAUCACGUAGUUAUAAUGACCUUGUCCUGCCGGAGAGCCUGGACUGGAGGCUUUAUGGUGCUGUGACCCCAGUCAAAGACCAGGCUGUGUGUGGUUCCUGCUGGAGCUUUGCUACGACUGGAACACUGGAAGGCGCGCUCUUCCUUAAGACUGGAGUGCUCACCCCGCUGUCCCAGCAAGUCUUAAUCGAUUGCUCCUGGGGCUUUGGAAACCAUGCUUGCGAUGGUGGACAGGAAUGGUUUGCAUAUGAGUGGAUUAUGAAGCAUGGUGGAAUUGCCAGUGCGGAAUCCUAUGGACCCUACAUGGGUCAGAAUGGCUACUGUCACUGCAACCAAUCUGAGCCGAUGGCAACGGUCGCUGGCUAUGUCAACGUGGCCUCCGAAAACGUCACUUCCCUGAAAGCUGCUCUCUUCAAGCACGGCCCUGUGGCUGUGAGCAUCGACGCUUCCCACAAGUCUUUUGCCUUCUACUCCGAUGGCAUUUACUAUGAACCGAACUGUGGAAACAGGAGCAUGGAGUUAGACCAUGCAGUCCUAGCUGUGGGAUACGGAGACCUCCAAGGGGAAAGCUACUGGCUCAUCAAGAAUUCGUGGUCCACGUAUUGGGGCAAUGAUGGCUACAUCCUCAUGUCCAUGAAGGAGAACAACUGUGGGGUGACUACAGCUGCCACCUACCCAGUCCUGGCCUAA